AAUUAUGAGUUAAUUUACUAAAAGAUGGUGUCUGAAUUUGUUGGUGGAACAAACAAAACCAUGAAGCUAUCUUGAACUAAAAAUGAAACAGAAUCCACCCUGUUUUCUCACCCUUGGUGGAACCUUGUCUCCUUUUUCUUUCUCUCUCUUUCAUGCAAUUUCUUCCCUGUUCUCUUUCUCGGAUUAAACUUGGGAUUGUGUGAUUAUUCCGAAAUGACCCCACACCACUAAGUGUUAUGAUAACUUGGAACCUGUUGCACGCAAGAAUAAGCUGGACACACGCAAUAGCGCUAUUAUUUCUUCAUUUUUUUGUUCUUGGUCAAAGAAAUAGUACUUGGGAGCCCUGAAUAUUCAAGCUCUGAUAUGGGGUACCUCAAUUCAGUUUUAUCCUCUUCAGGUCAGGUUCAUGCCGCAGAAGAUUCACCUGUCAGUGGAGGGGGCCUCAGUCAGAAUGGCAAAUUCAGCUAUGGGUAUGCUAGCUUCCCUGGCAAGAGAUCUUCAAUGGAAGAUUUUUAUGAGACAAAAAUUGAUGGCGUUGAUGGUGAAAUUGUUGGCCUUUUUGGAGUUUUUGAUGGUCAUGGAGGUGCUCGUGCUGCCGAGUAUGUCAAGCAAAACCUGUUUAGCAAUUUGAUCAGACAUCCAAAAUUCAUUUCUGAUACCAAAUCUGCAAUAGCUGAUGCAUAUAACCAUACCGACUCUGAAUUUCUGAAAUCUGAAAAUAAUCAAAACAGAGAUGCUGGAUCAACUGCUUCCACUGCCAUUCUUGUCGGAGACCGCUUGCUUGUUGCAAAUGUUGGGGAUUCCAGAGCUGUUAUAUGCAGGGGUGGAAAUGCCAUUGCUGUUUCCCGAGAUCACAAGCCAGAUCAAACUGAUGAGAGGCGAAGGAUUGAAGAUGCAGGUGGCUUUGUCAUGUGGGCUGGAACUUGGAGAGUUGGUGGCGUUCUUGCUGUUUCUCGUGCAUUUGGCGAUAGACUCCUCAAGCAGUAUGUUGUUGCUGAUCCAGAAAUCCAGGAAGAAAAGGUUGAUAGCUCUCUUGAGUUUCUCAUAUUGGCCAGUGAUGGGCUAUGGGAUGUUGUCUCAAACGAGGAAGCUGUUUCCAUGAUUAAACCGAUUCAGGACGCGGAGGAGGCAGCAAAGAGACUGAUGCAAGAAGCAUACCAGAGAGGUAGUUCUGACAACAUUACAUGCAUCGUUGUUCGUUUCUUGUCGAACCAAGGUGCUUCUUCUCACAGUAACUCUGGCUAAGUGUUCUUCACUAGAAGAUCAGUGUUGUAUCUGGAGAUAGAUAAAAAAAAGAUGGCACGAGGCAAAAUGAGUUUGUUAUAGUUGGUCAAAGACAUUCCUUGUAGCUGUGUACCAUGCAAGAAUAGAAAUCAAAUUUGAACUCACUAUGGUCCUCUAGCAUAGAUAUGUUUUCACAUUUUCAAACCAUUUCACUUCCAUAAUUGAGUCCUAUUUAUAGCCAGGAAAAAAUAGCUGUGCAAAAGAGUUUAAAGUGUUUGAAUAUUUGACAUGAUGUUUGUAAAUGUGGUGUUGAUCCUAUUAAUCCCCUCUCCCAAACAAACUACUAGUGUGCUUGGUUGAACUUAUGUUCCCUUUUCAUUGUUAAUCUGGUUUUACAGUGUUAGUCCCAUCCCAUGUAACACCUACACUCAUGUUCUACUUU
Vigna unguiculata (cowpea) is the source of this 1666-nucleotide messenger RNA. RefSeq names its product putative protein phosphatase 2C 59. Gene Ontology annotation, biological process: protein dephosphorylation. Gene Ontology annotation, molecular function: cation binding; protein serine/threonine phosphatase activity. Lineage: Eukaryota; Viridiplantae; Streptophyta; Magnoliopsida; Fabales; Fabaceae. The record is from RefSeq and is a predicted model, not a curated record.